This is a messenger RNA of Camponotus floridanus (Florida carpenter ant), 975 nucleotides long. RefSeq lists its product as uncharacterized. NCBI's taxonomy places the organism in Eukaryota, Metazoa, Arthropoda, Insecta, Hymenoptera, Formicidae. Bases 456 to 689 code for a protein of 77 amino acids. The record is from RefSeq and is a predicted model, not a curated record. The transcript is spliced from 4 exons.
UACACAUCGCCCGCUUCGGGCGCCAUCGUCGUCGUUGGACCAGCGGUUAACGGUCUCGCGCGGCACCGGGUCACUCAGUCGGCACCGCGUCCCACCCGCGUCUACCACGUCUGUGGCUCCUGUCGCGCCAUUAAUACGGUUAAACCACUAUCGCGAGCCAACACCUCGUGGCGCGCUUAGGUACAUUCAUCGAGAUACACCUGGUUUUGCUAACCAAGGUGGUUACCAACCACCUGAGCAAUCGUCUGAGGACACAACAUCGCUCAUUCCCUAAUCUCGAAGCUGUCAGCUCGAACCGCCAAUCCGCGCGUCUUUGGACAUCAACCCGAAAUGCUUCGAGAGCGAAUCGCAAAGGGGAGAAUGCUCGGCGGUUAGACGGGGUUGAAGAGAAAUGCACCUAAAGCACCCUGCUUUCGGCUCUACAAGGUGACAAAUCGAGAAGAAAAUAUAUAAAGAUGCCGGUCGGUGGACGAGUCGCUGGUAAAGUCGGGAUAUACAGCUCCCACUACAAUGGUAAUGUGGAUGUGGAUAUCGUUCUAUUAGGAAAAGGCUACAGUGGCAUAAAUGAGGAGAUCAUCUGGAUCAGCAUAGGUAUGGGGAUCACCAUAGCGAUCCUGAUCACCAUAGCGCUGUGCUACAUCGCCCGUGAAAAAUGUCGCAAGCGACAUGAAGGAUACUACACCUCCUGACGUAUGUUUCCGCCGCCUUCGUGGGCGUCCUGGUCAUUUAGCCCGACGACACCGGGAAUACUAUUCAGUCCAACCUCGUCGAGAGGCAAGCCACGGGCUUACUACAUCACCGUCUGAAUUCUUGCGUACUCUGUUACAGAGGAAAAGCCUCUGGAAGUCAUACGAAAGUCAUAGAUGCAAAGUAUAUGCUACAUUAACAUAAGCAAUAUGAAUGCAGCUUUACACGCAUCAAAAUAAAAAAUCUUAAAUUAUAUCUCCUUUCUAAAAAAAAAAAUCAGUUGAAGGA